AUCCAACAUCACUCACAUUUCCAGUAUUGAGAACGCCAGAUUUAAAGGCCCCACCUUCCGCGGACACAGCAAGAUGGCUAUCUCACCUCACGAGUCCAUUGUGGCAUUGGCGAGUGUGGACGGCAGCCUGACGACGUAUUUUGCUAAUACGGGUAUGGCUAUUGAUGACCGGAAGUUCCCUGGGUUCAAGAUCGAAUACAUUGGGUUCCAUGGUCAGGAUGACCAGCUGUUUGUCAUUUUGAGAAGCAGUGUUAAUUACGAGCUCAGCGCCUGGAUUUUGGAUUCACUCCAGCUAAAAUCCGAGACUGCUGCUAACCAAGUUCCUAUUCCGACUAUCGAUUCGACCAUCCUGGCUUUAUUCUAUGUCAAGAGAUUCUGGAAAAGAGGCAUCAUUUGCGAGUCCGACGGCACCAAAAUCAACUGCUAUAUCUCCCAUCAGCCUACGAGCUCCAAACUCAUCAAGGAUAGCGAGACUGCUCUGAAGGCCGCACCCGAGGAUGUUGUUUACGAGUCUUCGCAUGACGUCGAUAUCCAGUAUCGAUUGUUGACCGGCAUCCACCGAGAGCUGUUGCCUGAAGGCGACGGCAAGUCGUACUGGGUACUCCGUGUCGAAGUGGUGGAGGAGAAUCUGAAACAGAAGACGUCCAGAAUCAUAUUCUCCUUUGUGCCAGAGCCAUGGAUGCGCGUCACCACCGAGGAAGUCGUCCACCCGGAGAACCUGCAGUCAACAUUCUUUGUCCCAUGCGGAACUCGUUUUGCUGUUGUCGGAAUGCAGACUCUGCAAAUCUGGAACCUGCCCACGACUGAGAACUCCAAGUGCAGCCUGCAGUUCAUCUGGAGUCAGCCCAGAGACGAAAAGGAGCUGCUGCCAGGCGGUGUCGCUUACAAGUCUAGGCGAGUCAGGGACUACUACAUGGACAUCAUGGGUAUUUCUAUCUUUCUAGAUGCCGAAACGGGCAGUACCGUUGCCGAGAUCAAGAUGAAUGACAGGUCGAGGAAGAAGAUUGUUCCCAUCCCAGGGCCAGGCAAUAUUGGUGCUCGUUAUGCGAUUCUCUACUGCUUCCGGAGCGUUCACUUGCUUUCAGCCGCCUAUACCUUUUCUCAUAACGAGAGUAAGAAGACGACAAGGGAUUCACCACAGCUGACGUUCACGUUCGAGGACCAUGCAGAAGCCAUCGUUCGAUUCACGCGAGAGCAUAUCAAUCGCAUGAUGUCUAUCGGUGUUUUUUCACCACGGAGACCAGGCCAAGCACAGAACAACACAAAGGACGCGAAGGGCACGAAGCGACCAGGACCCAGCACUGUUAAUCAACCAGCACCACUGAACAACAUUCAGCCGAUUUCUGACGCCGACGUAUUAGAGUCUUCCGCAUCAGCUCCCGGAGCUGUGGUGGUGGGAGAGAACGUCACUGUCCAUGCCAACGCCAAUAGGCAUGAUGAUGACGAGGUCGAUCUUCGUCCUCAAAAUAUCCGUGGAAAACACGAUUAUAAACGCAGGACACCUCAAUCGAAGAGUAGUACCCGGCCUGAUGUUGUUACGGUGCUCACGCUUCUCUUGGACCACCCUCACUUGCAACGCACAAAUCAUGUCUUUGUUGAGGGGCUGCUAAACUCUUCCAAUGGCGACUGGAUCCCCCGCGAUAACAAGGCGCUGAAUCCGAUCAAGCGCGUGAUCGAGGCGAGGAAUGGGCAGCUCCUCGAAGCAUUUGUCGAUUACUGCAUCAAGAACGCCAAAAAGUAUCACCCAGCAUACCUGAUGCCAGCAGUCCAGUGUUUGAACGAGCUCUCAGACCGAUAUCCGAAUGUGCUUGCGGACCUGUUCAGGAAGGCCUCUUAUGUCCCGGUCCACAACUACGGCUAUGUUGCCUCUCAUGCCAUCAUUGCCAACGAACAGUACGGAAAGUGGCUCAAGUCCAAGCUCAUGUUCUGGAAUAUCUUUACAGGGAAGAAGUUUGAAAAGUCCAACAACAUCAACGACUAUGAGAAGCCAGUUUUCAGUUUGCGUUCUCAGCUCCCGUUCCGCGCGUCGAGUCUCUUGAACAUUCUGUAUAUUGAGACAUCUGUCCGCGAGAAGAGAGAGGAGGAAUUCCCAGCAAGGCCGGAUGUUGUAGAAGAGGACAAGAAGAGCUUGCAGUCGGAAUUUUCGCACAAGAUCUAUGUGUCUCCAUUCCCGAAACUGUCCAUGUAUGGGCCGUAUCGUCCAUGGUUCAAGGAUAUGGCAUCGGCUAAAUCUGCGUUUACCGACAUCGCAGGACAAGACUUUUUUGAUAGUCCGGCUAUGGUGGCAACACUUGAGUUCAAAUGGCAGAAGUUCGGUCUUUUCUACUGGAUUUGGCGCUUCUCUGUGGUGUUCACCUUCUUUGUGCUCGUGUUGAUUAUCACAGCAAAGCAGAUUUAUACGUCUUCAAAUCUUGAUGAUGUCUCGCCAGCCGAUAUUGCCAGCCGAUAUCUAUUCGAAUGGCGUCCACUCUUCAAGGCUGUGAUAAUCUUUGGAUUCAUCUUGAUUGUAUACGAAAUCAUGCAGUUUCUGGAUUCGCCAAGAAAGUACAUAAGGUCGCCAUAUAACUACAUGGAUCUGGCUGCAUAUGUCUUGCCGGUCGUUGGGUGCCUCAUGUUUUUGCAAACCCAACCAGGGCCCAUCGAUAUCAGCACUGAUAUAGUCGAUGGCGACAGAGGCCCUAGCCAAAUUUGGGUGAUGAGCUUUGCGAUCCUGGCCCUUUAUAUGAACAUUUUGUUCGAGCUGCGUGUUAUCAAGCAGCUGGGGAUUGUUGUCAACAUCAUUUUGAAUAUCACACGUAGAAUUGGCUGGUUCUUCCUGAUCUUUGGCCUCUUCUUGAUUGCUUUCACACAUGCCUUACUCCAUUUACUGCACACUCGGCGUUACGACCCCUGUGUGGCAAAUGACACAUGUGAAGGCGAAGGGAGAGACUACCCGGACGGAUACCCCACAGGGUUCUUUUCAGCUCUGUCUGCAACGUACUUCUUCUUGGCUGGCCGCUACGAUCCCAUCUCUGAUUCUUUUGACAAGGGCUCCACCAGCUUUCAUGUCAUGAUGGUUAUUUUCUUCUUCUUCACGGCCAUUCUGCUUCUCAAUAUCCUGAUCGCCUUGAUGAACGAUGCCUAUAAUGAGAGCAAGGAUCAGGGCCAGCUUGCGUGGCUUAAGCAGUGGUCAGAAGUCAUUGCUGAGGUGGAGAUUUUCCUCAUGUCCCAGGGCGCGCGGCAGAACCGCAACUACUUUCCCGACUACGUAUAUUACGGAGCGAAUGAGCAAGAAGCAGAGCUGUACGAGUCCAAAUAUUACAUCGCCAACAAGUCGAACCUCUCGAUUGAAAAUCGAUUCUUGGUGGAUACUGUCACUGGGGAGCAGGUUGUGGCCCAGGUGACACAGCGUGCCAUCCAUAAGGACGUUCAGUUGCUCAAGCAGGAACUGGAGAGGAUGAAGAAUGCCCAGGACGGCUUCAACCAGGACAUGACAGAACUUAUGGCAGCCUUCUUGGCCCAGACGACGACUGUUGCCCCCACCAGCCCAGACUGCGAUCAACCACCGCAGGUUUCUCCUGUUGAAAAUGACCCACCGAACAGCGGGGCAUCACCAACGACUGGCUCUGGCAUUUCUGUUCCAGGGGGACCUCUAUCCGCUCCAGGCACUGGUCUACCCGGUGGUGUAGUCCGAUCCUCUGCGGGGGCUGCUGCUGCUGCUGCUGCUGCUGCCGUCUUCUCCACUGCUGGCCAAUCAAACAGACGAUCCAAAAAACAGUCUUCGGUACCGUUCCGCCGCAAGAUUAGCACCACAAUUUUGGAAACGGAAUCGCCGACAUCUUAUUCCCCAACUGUGCACUUCAAUUCGCCUCAAAGCUCGAUCAGCACCUCUCCGAUAUCGGCAGGUGAUGCUGCGAGCCACCUGCCAGGAGAGGGAACCAUCGACGCAGGCCCAGCGUCGGUAGGUGCGUCCCCCUCCUCAGUGCCACAAAGGAUUGCAGAGCAUCCACAUCUAGCUGGUCCUGUUCGGCGCAAAUCCAGUUAUUCGUCCAUCAAGCGGCGUCUCCAACAAAAGCUGGCAGUUGUCCGUACAAUGGAUGACGUUCUCAAGACUCACCAGAUGAUCGAAGACAACAAUGCAAGCCAUCCUAUCUAUAUCAAGCCUCCAGGACGCAGGGAUAGUGAGGAUGAUGAGCUUUAUGACACAGAGGAGGAUGAGGAAGACCUGAUGAAGACUGUCACUGUGCAUCAUGCUCAGCGGCCCUCACCCGAUCAGCCGGAGCAUCUUAGAAGGGCGCAUAGUGAGAUUCUACUGAGGAGCAUUCCCCAUAACCCUAUACCGCUUCAUACACUUCCCGUACAUCCUUCUCCUGGAGAGGAUUCUACAGUGCAGAAUGAAUGAACAAUAAAAAAAGUAUAUCCUCUG
Molecule: messenger RNA, 4405 nt
Organism: Gamsiella multidivaricata
Lineage: Eukaryota; Fungi; Mortierellomycota; Mortierellomycetes; Mortierellales; Mortierellaceae
Exons: 7
Biological process (GO): calcium ion import across plasma membrane
Cellular component (GO): membrane
Molecular function (GO): monoatomic ion channel activity
Source: RefSeq, a predicted model, not a curated record